Molecule: messenger RNA, 1557 nt
Organism: Rhinocladiella mackenziei CBS 650.93
Lineage: Eukaryota; Fungi; Ascomycota; Eurotiomycetes; Chaetothyriales; Herpotrichiellaceae
Exons: 3
Coding region: 1-1557 (518 amino acids)
Source: RefSeq, a predicted model, not a curated record
AUGACGGCCAUUUUACCCCAAGGACUUAUUAAUACGACGACCACGGUGGAACGAUAUGCCUUUGACGAUUCGGAUAUUCACCUUACCAAUGGCGAGUUCCUUCGAAGGUUUUGGAAAGGUCUGGUUGAGCUCGUCCCCUUUGGACGGCAUCUGAGAAUGGCUGAUUCAAAUGGUUCAGUGUACGCGAUCCAAAGCGAUGCCACUCGCGACCAUGCAAGCACAAGAGCUCGCAAUCUCUUCUGGAGAGUUUGGAGCAGUCCAUCCCUCACGCAAUCUAUGACAACUGUUCGUUUGGUUCGUUUAUGGCAGCGAUGUAGUCACGACUUGGACUUGACUCCGAUCGGAGACCAUCAUCCCAAUCUAUCUCACGCCGCAUUUCCCCAGCCGUCCCUUGCCACGAGACAAGCUCGAAAUAGAUCCUCCUCAGUAUCCCCUGCUUCGGGGAUCCCGCCAACAUCGGAUUCGAGUCCUCGGACUGGUCAAAAUGUCGUCCCGUCAUUGCAAGACUUCCGACUUCCUCCCGCCCCUGAUGAAACACCGGGUGCGCGGCUCCCCAGGCGAAGCACUCCCUCUGGGCGAGAACAAUCUGAUAACAAUUCGCGUUCUCCUUCCCAUACCCCUUCAGAAUCAUCAUCCAGACCAUCUUUGAGCAGAACCGCUAGUGGUGGACCAGCGAGAUUGCCUGUGUCAGCCACCAGUGGAAAAUCGAGGACACGACCCCAGAUUCCAAGACGAAAAUCGAGUACACAACGAUCUCCAGUGGCUCCGAAUGCACCCAAGUCGCCCAGGGGACAUUCAGGGACGUCCCGUUCCGGUUCCGCUUCUCGGGAUACCGGUGAUACCGGGACGGGUCGCCUCAAUCCCCACGAUCUUCCUCCCGGAUUACCCAAUCUUCCCUCAACGGCGAGCGGAACAGUCUUUGCUUUGCCUUCGGCUUCCUCGUGGCAAAGUGUCGAUUCGAGCACCGAGAACCCGGCUCUGACAACGACUGCGCCUGCUCUUCCCUCUGGUGAAUUGGUGGACCGAGAUUUCCGGGGCAAAUUCGUCGAAACUCAAAAGAAAUUGGCGAGUUCUUCAAAUCUGGCUGGUCUCGGUCGCAUGAAAAAGACAGGGAGUGUCGUCCGUUUUGCGGAUGAGAUUCCACAGGAGUUACGGAAAGGCAAAGAAAAAGAAACUCGGCCCCCGCUACAGGACGAGAAUACGAGACCGUUGCGAUCACGACCUACGGUUGUAAGCGACGUGGUUUCGGACGAUUCUUCCUCUGAUGAGAUGGAGCUCCCACGUACAAAGAGUCAGCUCAGUCUUUUGAUCAAACACAAGAGAGAUGAAACUGGAAGUCGAGACCUAGGACGGGAAGAGACGACACCGGACCCCAAAGGGAAGGGCAAGGCAAAGGCCAAGGCCAAGGCGAAAUCCAAGGAAGAAGAACUUCUGUCCAUGGCUCGUAGAGAUGGAGUGACCAAAGCCGGGGGAGUUCAGGUCCCCAAACAGCAGAGGUUAAGCGAGCAAGAUGACCCGGGAUCUCUGUCGCGUUCAAGUUCUGAGCCUUUGUUUUAA